AUGCUUCGACUUAAUUUCACUUUGAAUCCUAGUAUGGAUUAAUACCUGAAUGUUACUAAAAAUAUCACACAGUGCUGUAUCAAUAAUUGGCCUUGGUACCCAUAAUCUCCUUAAAUUUCUGGAAUCAGUAGUGACUAAACUACAGAUAGUAUGGAUAAUAGCCCAUAUUAAGUAAAUGAUGAGAUAUUUUUGAAGAUGAAAGAAAUCAUUAGAUCAGUCCUAGAGGUAACAUUAAAUCAAAUGAAUCAAACUCGUGUAAGCUUGGAUGUAAUAUAGCAAGUAAUUCCUUGUGCAUUUUAAUGGUACCCUUGGAUAGUUGCCUUAAAUAGAAAUAUUAAUUCUUAUUCUUAGCUUUAAGAUUUACUUUCCAGCAGCAGCCUUAUUAGACUUGAUGCUCUUCUAAAUGGACCUGAGACUAACAAUGUCAGAUCGGUUUUUAUUUAAUCAUUACUACCAUGGGUUAAUAAAAUAACAGAAUAAAUCUGGCCUUGGGGUCCCUAAUAUAAUUAAUCGCUAGGUUAACCAAGUAUGGAUGACUAAUAGUAUUAAUGGACCAUUAAAAAUAUUUAAGAUUUACUAAGCAAUUUCAAUGGAUAAACAAGUUUUAUAUUAAAAAAUGCCUGCUGGUAUCGAUAAAUGUGGCCCUUUAUCAUGGCCAGUUAAGAAAAUAUCUAAGAGAACUUUGAACAGAUGGUUUAAGAUAUUAUUAGAAAGCCAUAAUCAGAAAUAUACACCUCUAUAUCUGAUAUAAUGAGACAAAAUGGUGUAAUAGAUAAUGAGUAGUUAUCAAUUAUUUUCAAAGACUGUUGCUGCAAAUGA
Messenger RNA from Stylonychia lemnae, 819 nucleotides. The record is from the annotation of a GenBank genome assembly. Lineage: Eukaryota; Ciliophora; Spirotrichea; Sporadotrichida; Oxytrichidae.